Miscanthus lutarioriparius is the source of this 1557-nucleotide messenger RNA. The record is from the annotation of a GenBank genome assembly. Lineage: Eukaryota; Viridiplantae; Streptophyta; Magnoliopsida; Poales; Poaceae.
AUGGCAGCACCGGAGAGUGAUCGCCUUCGCUCGCCGCCGUACUCCAUUUUGACAAGCGUGGCGCCAUCAAACGAGGCGAAGCUCGACGCGCAUGGCCCCGACGCCGGCGAGCCCAGGACCACCCACCCGCAGCCGACGCUGACGGUGAGGAGCGAGGAGCCGCCGCGGCAGCAGCAGCAGGGCACGCUGGCGCGCAGCGACAGCACGGGGGAGCGGGACCGGCGGUUCGACCAGUUCAAGACCUUAGGCGGACGCCUGGAGCGGCAGCUGUCCAGCAUCCGCGGGGGGUCGCAGCACCCGCACCCGGACCCGGCCGCCGCCGGCGACGACGAGGCCAGCAGGGACUCCGAGGCGGAGACCGACGACUACGGCGGCAAGUUCCCCACCGCCGACCGGUACUUUGCGGCCCUGGAAGGGCCCGAGCUCGAGACGCUCCGGGCGACGGAGGUCCCCGUGCUGCCCGAGGAUGAGACGUGGCCGUUCCUGCUGCGGUUCCCGAUCAGCGCGUUCGGGAUGUGCAUGGGCGUGAGCAGCCAGGCGAUGCUGUAUAAGACGCUGGAGCUGGAACCUUCCACGGCGUUCCUCCGCGUGAGCCCCGGCGUGAACGACGUGCUCUGGUGGGUCUCCGUCGCGCUCAUGGCGCUCGUCUCCUUCAUCUACUCCCUCAAGGUUGUCUUCUACUUCGAGGCGGUCCGGCUCGAGUUCCACCACCCGAUCCGCGUCAACUUCUUCUUCGCCCCGUGGAUCGCCUGCCUCUUCCUCGCGAAAGGCCUGCUAGAGCCCUUGACGUCGUUGCACCACGCGGUGUGGUACCAGCUGAUGGCGCCCAUCCUGUUCCUCGACCUCAAGAUGUACGGGCAGUGGAUGUCCGGCGGCGAGUGGCGGCUGUCCCGCGUGGCGAGCCCGACCACCCACCUGGCCGUCGUGGGCAACUUCGUCGGCGCUCUUCUUCUUCGCCGUCGGGAUGUCCCCACCAACUUGCCGCUGCCGAGGGACCUCCACCCGGUGUUCUUCCUCUUCGUGGCCACGCCCAGCGUGGCGUCGGUGGCGUGGGCCAGGAUCAGCGGCGAGUUCGGCCUCGGCGCCAGGGUUGCCUACUACGUCGCGCUCUUCCUCUACGCGUCGCUGGUGGCGCGCGUCAGCUUCUUCUUCCGGGGCGUCCGCUUCUCGCUGGCGUGGUGGGCGUACACGUUCCCGGUGACCAGCGCCGCCAUCGCCACCGCGGUGUACGCGUCCGCGAUGACCAGCGCGCUCACCCAGGCGCUUGCGGUCGGGCUGUCGGCGGUCGCGUCCGUCACCGUCGCCGGCGUGCUGGCCACUACCGUGUACCGCGCGUUCGUUCGCCGGGACCUGUUCCCCAACGACAUGUCCAUCGCCAUCCGGCGGCGCCCCAAGGCCAAGUUCGGCAAGAUCCUCAAGCGCAUCCGCACCUCCAGCGCCGACCUCAAGGAGCUCGUCGUCUCCAGGCACAGCGGCGGCCGGUCGGCGGCGGAGACGAGCAGCGUCAGAGAGCCGCCCACCCCGAUGGUGUACGGCCGCGCCAGAGCAGAGCCGUAG